Messenger RNA from Choloepus didactylus (southern two-toed sloth), 4910 nucleotides. It is a transcript of the gene ELOVL6, whose product is annotated as ELOVL fatty acid elongase 6. Bases 185 to 982 code for a protein of 265 amino acids. The transcript is spliced from 5 exons. Gene Ontology annotation, biological process: very long-chain fatty acid biosynthetic process; sphingolipid biosynthetic process; fatty acid elongation, polyunsaturated fatty acid. Gene Ontology annotation, molecular function: fatty acid elongase activity. Lineage: Eukaryota; Metazoa; Chordata; Mammalia; Pilosa; Megalonychidae. Gene Ontology annotation, cellular component: endoplasmic reticulum; endoplasmic reticulum membrane. The record is from RefSeq and is a predicted model, not a curated record.
UUUGACUCUCCCCCUCCCCGUACACAAGCCCUCCUGUCCUUUUCUCCUCUUCAGGCUACUAGAUCCUGUCGACUUUCCACGAUUCUCUUCCUCAGCAUCCCCAGUCCACACGUGAUCCAGGAGCUCUGCGGGCCUCUGGGCCCUUACUUUGCAGAACACGUAGUGACUCCGAAGAUCAGCCCCAAUGAACAUGUCAGUGUUGACUUUACAAGAAUAUGAAUUUGAAAAGCAGUUCAACGAGAACGAAGCCAUUCAAUGGAUGCAGGAAAACUGGAAGAAAUCAUUCCUGUUUUCUGCCCUGUAUGCUGCCUUCAUAUUUGGUGGUCGGCACCUAAUGAACAAACGCGCAAAGUUUGAACUGAGGAAACCAUUAGUGCUCUGGUCUCUGACCCUUGCAGUCUUCAGUAUAUUCGGUGCUCUUCGAACUGGUGCUUAUAUGGUGUACAUUUUGAUGACCAAAGGCCUGAAGCAGUCCGUUUGUGACCAGGGUUUUUACAAUGGACCUGUCAGCAAAUUCUGGGCUUACGCAUUUGUGUUAAGCAAAGCACCCGAACUAGGGGACACGAUAUUCAUUAUUCUGAGGAAGCAGAAGCUGAUCUUCCUACACUGGUACCACCACAUCACUGUGCUCCUGUACUCUUGGUACUCCUACAAAGACAUGGUUGCCGGGGGUGGUUGGUUCAUGACUAUGAACUAUAUCGUGCACGCCGUGAUGUACUCUUACUAUGCCUUGCGGGCAGCCGGGUUCCGAGUCUCCCGGAAGUUUGCCAUGUUCAUCACCUUGUCCCAGAUCACCCAGAUGGUGAUAGGCUGUGUAAUUAACUACCUGGUCUUUUCCUGGAUGCAGCAGGAGCAGUGUCACUCUCACUUUCAGAACAUCUUCUGGUCUUCACUCAUGUACCUCAGCUACUUUGUGCUCUUCUGCCAUUUCUUCUUUGAGGCCUACAUCAGCAAAAUUAGGAAAACGAGAAAGGCUGAAUAGUGUUGGAACCAAGGAGGAAGCUGUAGCUCAGGGUCAUCAAGAAAAAUAAUAGACAAAUGAAAAUGGCACAAGGAAUCACAUAUGGUGCAGCUAAAACAAAACAUAACGAGCAAACACAAAACCCAAGGCAGCUUAGGGAUAAUUAGGUUGACUUAACCCAGUAAGUUUAUGAUCCUUUUUUUGGUGAGGACUCACUGAGUUCACCUCCAUCUUAAAGGACUGCUGCUGGAAGACCCUAUUCUCUCCUUCUCUGUGAACUCCAGGACAAAUGAGAACAAAAGUGAAUCUAAGAUAGGGAGAAAGAAAGAAAGGCAAACAAAGCUAUUAACGCUAUAUGAAAAAAUGCGUUUACUGAGUGUUAUAUUUCUCUAAAGCUGAAAGAAUUUAACUUAAAAAACUGUGCGAGCACACAUACACAAGCCUCUUUAAUGUUUGUAGACACUCAAGUGGAGCCAAUAGAAAAGAUAAAAAUGAAAGAGACACAGGGUAUGCAUCUAGAAAAAUUAUGCUUUUGCAAACAUUAAAGCCUUUUUUAAGAAAGGUUGGUAGAUGUAGCCCCCAUGAGAACAGAUGUCUCUAUCACCUCUUGUGAAAAUGGAUGUAAACAACUGUAUUUCAACUAAGAGAAAGACUGAUAUUUUUCCCCUUGCUGCACAGCCUCAAGCUAGUGAGUUUGCCAAAACCAAAAGGGGCACAAUACUUUUCCAAGGUUCUUCCUGGGCAGAUUGAAACACUGCAGACCAGUUCCCAAAGCAUUUCUGAUAGUUAAACUGCAAUUUAUACUCUUAAAUGAGAAAGGAAGCUUUAUCCUUUCUUCAGUUGCCCAGGCUUUGAACGGAAUGGUAAAGACAGAAUAGAAGAGAUGGAAACUCAACCAAAUGAUCUGCAAAUGAAUUCAGUACUGUCUGUAAAAACGUUCCAUUCCAUACCAUUUCUGAGCUGGGAGAGGGGAAUGGCAGUAGGAAAAAGAGGCAAGCUGAAGAUCAAUUCAGUAGACAAACAACACGUAUACCCCUCCCAUCUAACCUCAUGCAUACUCACAACUUUCCAAACGAAACCCCAUGGUACAGUCCUUAUUUUCUAUAUUUUUGUGAAUUUCAAAAAGAGAUCUGCAGGGAUCUUCUUGAUUUGGGGUGAACACUGUGUUUCUGCAUCAUCUGCAUUUGCUGCCCAAGCAAUGUAGAGGUGUUUAAAGUGCCCUCUGCUGGUCAAGUGGAGAUCCUUCAGCAAACACACUUCAUUCCCAGGCUGGCUGAGAACAGUUGACAGCAAAGGGCCCCUUAUAUGUAGACUUACCCCUCAAGUUUUAAAUGAUAUACAAUAGUGAUCAUAUUUUUUAUCAAAUCAGAAUGCAUCCCGCUUCAAGUCAGCUUCAGACAUUUUUUAAAAGGGACUUUUGCUCUGGAACUCAGAAAAUCAAUUUAUUAAGAGCCAUAUUCUUAAAAAAAAAAAAAGUUAGAUUAUCUGUAAUAUUUCAGUCCUUUACAAGCCAAAUAAAUGUGUAAACGCUUCUAGUAUUUUAAAGAAGCAAUUAUGUAAAGUUGUUCAAUGUGAUAUAAUAGUAUUCUAAUUGGUCAAGUAGUUUAAUGAUUAGACAAACUAGAUGAAAAGAUUAGGGGCUCCCCACACUGCAUAGAUUAUAGACACACAACCACACAUGCACACAGAUGUGGGGGGCACUGAAUUUCAAAGCCCAAAUGAAUAGAAACACAUUUUCCGGCUAGCAGAAAAAGAAACAGUUGUUUAUCUUUUUUGCUUUAUUUGAGAGUGUACAGUAAAAGGGAUUUUUCAGAUUAUUUUUAUAUUAUUUUAGCUUUAAUUGUGGUGUCAUUCAUGAAACAGAGCUGCUCUGCUUUUCUGUCGGAGAUGACAAGAGCUUUUCAGCAUCUAUGUGUGGAAUUUAAAAAGAAUAAAGUUUUAUUCCAUUCUGUGUGAAUGGUUUGGACAAUGAACAGAGAAUACACGCAAACCAAGUCGUGGAAAGUAGACAUGGGGGUUGUGGGAAGAAGGUGAAGGGGAGGGAAGCAAAACUGUUGCAUCUGUGCUAAAUUAUUGUGAACAGUUUAUAAUGUGUUGACAUUGGUUCAUAGAUGAGAAACAAUCGAUGGAGGAAUGUACUAUUACUAGGGCAAAAACUGACAUGAGCUGAAAAGAUAGGUCCUGCUAUAAGAACCAGCUAGUAGAUUCUUGGGAUGCAAAUAAUAUUGUUUUUGAACCUUGAGAAUACAUAAUACUGUGCAAUAAGCUUUUUUUUUCCUUAUAACAGAAAAUGAGCAGAGUAAUUAAAAUGAGGAAAAGGCAAAAUAACAACUGACUUGAGUUUAAUGGAGUAGUUAGAAGCUCACUUGGUUGAUUUAAUUUAAUUAUUUAAUUCAAUGAUUUGUCUAUGAUCUUUUAAUGAUGGUUAGAAUAUGGAAAUGAACAUAAACCUUAAGUAGAUUGCAAAUGAUGCUUCCAAAGCACUUUUAUCUUUAUAUUGGGUUCAUACUUUUGUUCAGUGUGAAACAAUUUAGAAUGGUUGUUGACAAGUUGAAUGUCUAAGAAAUAGUUCUUAAAUUAUGGUGACUAUAUCUAAGGCAUUUCCAAUGUUUAUCAUGGAAAGAAAAAAAGACAUUUAAAGAAUUAUUCUGGAAUUGCAGUUUCAGUACAAUACAUUUAACAUCUCAGCUUAACUGCUUAAUUAUAAUCAUAUAUGAGACUGGGUCACUAGCUCAUGGGAAAUGUAAAACCUACCUGAGAAUGGACUGCCACAUAGAUAGUUCUACUGUCAGUUAGCAUUCCAGUAAACUUAGGCAGGCAAGUUUUUAUAGCUGUCCCCCUAUGCUGCAAUAGAUUAUCUUUGUAUUCAAGAUUUUCCAUUGCAUUCCAAUCAAAGUAUGAUAGAACAUCAUUCCUGGAUAAAAACAAAUCCUUGAUUUCAUAUAUCUAUAUGUGCAAUUUCAUAUACUGGGUCUGAGCCUCAGCCAGGGUCCAUGAGUUUGCACUGGAAAACAUUCUGGUGAGAAAUACUCUAUUCUUCGAGCAAGGGGUGUUAUCUGGACCUUCUAGUUUGCAGCUACCACCUUACUUAUAUCCAAAGCCAGGUCUAAAAUAUCGAAUUGAAAUCAUGGGUUGAGGAUAUUAGUCCAGGUAAUUUUCUCCCAUCCUUUCUAAUCACUCUCCAUAUAAAAAUAAGGUGGUGGGGGUGGUGUGAAUGGAAAUAAUACUUACAUGCAUGUGCUAGUGAAGAAAGAAAGGACAGAUAAUAUCUCCACUUCUUCACCUCUCUUUACUAAGGUAGCUCUGGACUGGGUCAGAAACUUCAUUUGAGUGGGGUUUUUAUAGAAUUGAAUGUUAAGACAGUAGGAACCUAGGAGAGUAAUUCUAGGAAAGAGAUCCAUAGAAUUCUUUUAAAAAUCAGAUGUGGUAUCUUCAUGAUAACAUAAUGCCUGUUACAUCUCAGUAACAAAGUGACUUCAAUUACACAGUGGUAGAACAUGCCAGAAGUCUGGCCUCAUUCCCAGACUGCUGAAUUACCAGGGAGAAACAGCAUGGUCAGGUUAUGAUUUCUUCUUCAUUCUGAUAGAACUUAGAGACUCUGUGUGUGUUGCACAACUGAGAGAUCUACAACAAAAUUUGAGGGCUUUUCCCUACCAGUUUGGUUAAUGAUUCUUUCAGCUGUUGGAUGGGCCAUCUGCUGAUUCAGAACAGGUGUUAAGAGAGCAGUGAAGACCAAUUAGAUCUUGCCUCCAGAGUCCAGCACUUCAUGUUGCACCGGCAUGGCCCAUGUCUGUCUAUUUUAGACACUUAUUUCCCUGAAAGUUUCCAUCCUGAAAAUGUAGUUGUGUGGGAAUUUCGUGAUGAAAGCCAAAACUUUCCAGUAGUUGAAGAGAAAAUAACUUUUCUAAUCUUUUUUGUUUUUGAGAAUAAAUAUUUUAUUAUCAGUUUG